AUGCCCACUUGGGGGGGCGGGGAUCUUCCUGGCAAGACCACAUAUGCAAAGCUUGAAGACAGGACUGUGCUUGGAGCAGUAAAGGAACAGCAAGGAGGCCAAGUGGAACCAACAAACAAGAAUUACAACAAACCGAAGAACAAGAAAAGCAAGACUGCGGCCUCUGCUCUGAAACUCUUAGGUAAUAAAGUUAAUGACGACCUAGAGCAAAGACAAGAGCAGAAUCCCAGUGGCCAGCAACUUCCAUGCAAAGCCGCACACGUGGGACGGAGAGCGCUCAGAAUCCAGCAGCGGGAGGCAUUCCACGCGGGCGAGCCAGAGGGCCCCCCCCCCCCGCACGGCCUGUUCACGUUCUCCACCAAUUUCCCGAGAGCUGGCUCGGCGGCCUCCACCCGGCGAGGUGUGUCUGUGCUUCCCACGGCCCCGCUCCAGCUGCCGAAAGGAGACGCAGUAAGCGAUCCCGCGCGUCACACCGGCGACGAGGAGACGCGGUCACCGCCUUCCCACCGGGAAUGUCCAUCCAACCUGGCAGGUCGGGGGCGGGACUCGCCCGCGGGCCCCACCCAGCCACCCCCAUUGGCCGAGGCCUCCAGGGGGCGGGGUCAGCGCCGCUCUGUGGGAACCCGGGUCCCGGCGGUGGCGGAGAAGCCCCGGUGGGUGUGGGAGCGAGCGCCUGGCCCCGGGAAGCCCUGCCUGGGGGCCAUGGGGGGGAGAGGUGAGGCUGCCGCCCGGAGAGCCCUUGCCGAGAAGUCUCAUCUGAGAAAGACGCCUGCAGCCACUCUGACUCACUUCCAGAGUCCUCUGUCGCCGUCAUCCAGUGGCCAGAGGGCGUGCCCGGACCGGAGUCCGUGCUGCGCCCUCCGUGGCUGCGAAAGGUCAGGCGCCCCGGACCGCGGGGGGAGCGCCGGGACCCGCCUGGGCCGCCCACAUCUCUCACUUCCAGAUGAGAAGUCCCCGGUCCCACUUGUCUCGUCUGACUCGUUGUGCAGUCACUUCUUGGGCUGCUUGAAGCGAGAGCCCAACCGGGAGGAGAGGAGAACUGGGCACAGUCAUGAGUCGGUUUCGUACUGCUCGCUGGGCUGGGGUUUCAGCCCCUGCCCGCGCCCAGGCUACGUGCUGUCUUUGGUCUGUCCAAACUCCUCCCAGGCUUGGUGUGAGAUCACAAAUGUGUCACAGCUGCUGGCUUCUCCUGUCCUCUACAGGGACCUGAAUUCCAGCCUAACCAACUUGAGCAUUUCUGCAAAUGUAGAAAACAAAUACAGUCUUUAUGUGGGCCUGGGCCUGGCUGUAAGUUCCAGUAUUUUUAUUGGCUCCAGCUUCAUAUUGAAAAAGAAGGGCCUCUUGCAACUGGCCAACAAGGGCGUUACUAGAGCUGGUCAAGGUGGACAUUCCUACCUCAAGGAAUGGCUCUGGUGGGCAGGAUUACUCUCAAUGGGAGCCGGGGAGGCUGCAAACUUCGCAGCUUAUGCUUUUGCACCCGCCACGCUGGUCACGCCACUGGGCGCGCUGAGUGUUCUCAUCAGUGCAAUAUUAUCUUCCUAUUUUUUAAAUGAGCACUUGAACAUUCAUGGGAAAAUAGGCUGCGUAUUAAGUAUAUUGGGGUCAACUGUGAUGGUUAUCCAUGCCCCACAAGAAGAGGAAGUCGCUUCUUUGCAUGAAAUGGAAAUGAAAUUGAGAGACCCAGGAUUCAUUUCCUUUGCUGUGAUCAUUACCAUGAUCGCCUUGGUGCUGAUUUUGAUCGUGGCUCCCAAGAAAGGACAGACCAACAUAUUAGUCUACAUUUCAAUCUGCUCGUUGAUUGGAGCAUUUUCAGUUUCUUCUGUGAAGGGCCUGGGAAUCGCCAUUAAAGAACUAUUGGAAUGGAAGCCAGUUUAUAAGAACCCCCUGGUCUUUGUUUUGCUGGCUGUGCUUGUGCUUUCAGUGACGACACAGAUUAACUAUCUCAACAAGGCCCUAGACACCUUUAAUACAUCUCUUGUGACUCCCAUUUACUAUGUGUUCUUUACGACCAUGGUAGUGAUGUGCUCCGCCAUCUUGUUCCAAGAAUGGUAUGGCAUGAGAGCUGGAGAUAUCAUCGGGACCCUGAGUGGGUUCUUCACCAUUAUCAAUGGCAUCUUCCUUCUACAUGCUUUUAAAAACACAGACAUCACCUGGAGUGACCUGACAUCCACUCAGAAAGAAGCCCUCUCUCUGAAUGGCAAUGAAGACAAGUAUGUCUUACUAGAGAAUAUAGAAUGUUCAACCUCGGGAUAUGAGGAUGACAUUACCUUGUUUAGCAGGACUCGUGAAUGAUCAAAGUCUCUACAAACACUGGGCUUGAACCAUGAAGAGACACUUGGAGAGGAGAAGGAAUACCUGCAGAACUAUUAGGAAAGCUGACAUUUUUAAGGUCCUAACUAAUAAUUUAGAUGUAAGGCCAAAUAAAAAUGCCUUCAUUUUUGGCCAUCAUCUUUGAAAAAUCAAGAUUUUGAUCAUCCUCCAGAAGACUUCUGUUGUUUCUCAUUUCUGCAAACUUGAAAUCUCUUUCCUUCUGGUCGCAGUAUAUUUGGCCCGGCCAGGUGGUUCUUCAUUUCAUUGGCUGCUAGUCUUGGUUUCAUAGUAAUUAAUAAACUUAACUGUGUGCUGAUAAGCAGAGUAUCAGUCACUCUCUGAUGAGUCAUAGUUUCAAAUUAUUGAAACUGAGAAGUGAGAUCACUGAGGCUUUCCCUUCCCUUCCAACUUCAUUUAGCUAAACUAGAUGGUAGCUGAAGGGUAGAGUGUUAAAGAGAAGAAUAGGCCGGCUCUGGAAAUCUGCUCCUGGUGUGUUAGAAUGCAAAGAAAUAUGUGUCCAUGAAGAGCUUAUGGAUUGUAAUUGUAAUUUAUUGACAUAUCAUAGAAGUUUAUUACAAAGUAAAAAGGGGAGAAUGGAGGAGGGAAAUAUUUAUACCUUAAGUAAAGGAAACACUUUUUUUUCUUUUUACUAAAAGAAACACAAAUGAUUGUGUUCAUGAGUUCUUUUAACUCAGACCUGAACAACAUAAGACAAAAUUGAGUUUUUGGAGACAUCUAGGUGAGUUUAGUUUGGAAAUCCUUGUAUUCAUUUUAUUCCUUGAUUUUACCAUUUUUUUCUUACUGAUAUGAAGAUUUUUGUAAAGCAAUUGCUACAUUAUUUUAGGAUGAUAUUAUACACUUCAGUUUUUCUCAAAUGUUUAAUUCCCAAAGGUUGGUUUUUCCACAAACUAUUUGGAAACAACUAGAAGAAUCUUUGUGAAAAACCUGAAUGAGUUAUAAUAAUCAUCCUCUUGAAAUUGAGCACUUUCCAGCUUAUUAAGGAAAUUAUAAUUAGUUACAAACCUUUUUGAAAAUAUACAUAACCUACCACAAUAAUUGGUAGAUUGUCUCUUUCUGUUGACUCUCACGCUGACCAUGUUUUCCAUAUAUUUUACCUAUAAGUGUUUUGGAAGAAUAAGAAGGGGAGUUAGCUUCCUAGAAAACAAAAUAUUAAGACCUCAGGAACUACUGCCAGAAAAAAAAAUUUUGUAUUGAAACUUGCAUAAAGUGUUCCUGUCUCCAAGUGCAUAGCAGGAAUAACACUUUUGGUGGCCUUUAAUGUUUAUGGACAGAUUUCUGAUCACUCGUUGAUUUAAUAGAAAAGGAGAAAUUAGCUGCCUUCUAAACUUACUUCUCUCAAAACAAAACAAAAAUCCUAACCCCAAAAAACUGUGGCAUUCAAAAGAGAAAAACCCUCCUGGUGAACUGGAUUUAUCUGUUCUAACAUCAAAGGUCUGUGAUGUUGUUUGUUUGCAAUCUAGCUCAUGUCUACCCUGGGUAAUAAUAGACAAUUCUGUUAUUCAGAAUUCUGUUAAACUGAUGUUAGCACUUUAUCAGUUCUACUGAACUAUCACUGAUUUCACAGUGACAACCUGAGGUGACUGCCAAGUCCUAAAGUACUGUUAUCAUCUCUUCAGCAGUUUAGUGUUGAGUGCAACUCAGUGUGUUCUAAAUUUCUGAAAACUGAUAACCCAUGGAAGAUACAUGGGUUGAUACCUCAGAUCAAAUAUGUGUUUACUCUGUUGACUGCUGUUUCACUGUAAUUGUAUAUCAGAUAUAUAAGCUAUGAACACAAAUUUGUAGGAAAAGGUAGUGUUUGAAAAAUGUAGACAUGCUUUUACUUUUUUUUUUCUAUUGAAAACUUUAUUGGUUUAUCCUUCUUGGUGAGGAAAUUCACUGAUGCUGUGAAUUUCAGUGUCAGAUGUUUCUUAAAUGUCACCUGUUACAAAGCUUUGCCCUUGGUGUAUUGUGUUCAGGUUGAAGGUUCUUGGAACACAAGAACCAUGUGUACCCUGGGUUAGAAAAUAAACUGGUGUUGACAUAUAAGCCCGGGAGAAAGACUGAAAAAAAUUUAACGAGUUGAAAUAUGUUGAGAAACAAUGAAAUAUUUCACAUACUCUAAAAAUCCCUGGUGGGCUUCUUCAAUAUGCAUUGAAAAACUAAAAUGUUAUUGCAAACCUUAAACUCAGAAUAAAUUUCUCCAAAUAGGGAUAUAUUGUCUGAGGAGGAAUAAAAAGCCGGAUCCCCAUUUUCAGACUAACCAUGUUAGUCUUAACUGGAAGUUUCAUAUAUCUAUAUAUUUAAAAUAUAUACUUUCUUUAUCUCAUAUCGAUGAUAUCUGAAGGUUUAUUAUGUGAAUAUCUGCACUUGUGUUGUUAAGGAUUACAAAGUUGUCCUCACACAGCCAAAUUGAAAGCUUUUCCUAAUUCUGUAAACAUAAUACUUUCAUUUUAUUUUUGGUCUUGUAAAUUGUAUUCUUAGGUUAAUGGUUAAUGAUUUUAUUUUUAGUUCAGAUUGCAAAAUAUUCAUAAAACUGUUUAGCUUUAGCAACAUAAAAUUAACACCUUUCUUUUAUUUUAAGGGUACUAAAUUAAAUACAUGGAAAGCAUCCUACAUCAUGUCUGAUAGAUGAGACAAUUAAUAAAAUUUAGUUCUCUUUGAAUCAA
Molecule: messenger RNA, 4976 nt
Organism: Myotis lucifugus (little brown bat)
Lineage: Eukaryota; Metazoa; Chordata; Mammalia; Chiroptera; Vespertilionidae
Gene: NIPAL1
Product: NIPA like domain containing 1
Exons: 10
Coding region: 1-2292 (763 amino acids)
Biological process (GO): magnesium ion transport
Cellular component (GO): membrane
Molecular function (GO): magnesium ion transmembrane transporter activity
Source: RefSeq, a predicted model, not a curated record